Chelmon rostratus (copperband butterflyfish) is the source of this 4528-nucleotide messenger RNA. Its product is annotated as proline-rich protein 36. The transcript has 4 exons. Lineage: Eukaryota; Metazoa; Chordata; Actinopteri; Chaetodontiformes; Chaetodontidae. The record is from RefSeq and is a predicted model, not a curated record. Bases 239 to 2173 code for a protein of 644 amino acids.
CGCGGAGGUCUCCAGGAGCGGAGCAGCAGCGCGAGGCGGGCGCACUGUUAGAGAAGAGUUCAUGUUGAUGCUGCCUCUCUGAGGAGAAAACCAAAGGCCCUUUGAUGAGUUAACAUGACUGAUCUGUGGAGUUGUUCGGCUCUCGUUGGAAAGAAUUUUGGAUGAUUGUUCAGCGCGAGACCAGAUGUGAUUCUUGUUUUGUCGUAGUGCCGCACAGCAACACCGGACCCUCCAUGAGAUGUCCACAUGCCAGCUGACCUCUGACCCUCGCACCAUGGACCUCCGUCUGCAGGCCAACCCUCAGCUCCACUACAGGGUCAACGGGGGCGCCGGCCGAAACUCCAGGCCAGGCGAAGACGAUGCGCUGCAGUUUCUGAGCCAGGAGGAGCAAGAGUGCCUGCAGUUCUUCGAGGAAACAAUCGACUCAUUGGAGGAUAGUCUAGAGGAGAACAACCGGAGGCCUGGCCAGGUGAAGCCCCCCGCAAGUAGCAGCAGUCCUGUCGAAGAGGUUGAUGGACCCCUAUGUUCAAGUCCCAACACAAGUGUCAUUGUGUCCUCCCUCCUGGCCAGACAUCCGAGUCCCAAAGACCAAGAUAUUAUAGACCUGGUCCGCCCGGAACCGGAUUUGGUGCAGACCAAAGACUCAAGCUUCAAUCCCACCAGUCCAGAUUUUCAGAGUAUGAUGCCAACUCCUGAAAGCCACUUCGAGAUAAAGCCAAGACGUGAUCCAAUGGACAGCUUGCCAUCAGAGUACAACCCUGCUUUACCAAGUGGCAGUUAUGGGCUGACAGACAGCCACCCCUCCUACCACCCUCCAGGAAGUAUCCCCACCCCAGUCCUGAUUGCGCAGAAGAUAGCCGAGAACCAGGCAGGUGGAACCUCAAACUUCAUGCCUUCCUCCGUCCUCCGCCAGUCCAGCACAGAGUCCGAAAAGUCACCGAGCUACAGCACCGAUCUUCCUGUUAAACACGGUCCUCCUACCUCUACUAAGCCUACCCGCUUUCCUGCCAACAUCAGUGUGAUCCUCGGCAACAAGGAACACCAGACCCAGUCACUGGCUAAUGUGAACAUCCAGGAGAGACAGGCGCAGAUGCUGGCAAAUCUCACAGGGUCACACCCUCUGCUGCAGGAAGAUCCUCAGCCAGUCAUGGAACAAAAGGCUCGAAAUGUACCCAGACGCAGCAUUUCCUUCAAGGACCCCACACCGGACAAAUCAAGGAUGGAGGCCCUGUCGAAGCUGGGCCUGACCAGAAAUCGAGCCAUGUCUGGAGGUAUGUCGCUCCUCGUCACCCCUGACAGCACCUCUCCGGAUCCUCUCACAGGCGCAGAAACAAGUGCCAAACCUCUGGAGGCUAGUGUUCCCCCGACAACAGAAAUUAGCACCAAACUGCCAGAAGCCAAUGUUACGCCACCACGUCAGAGCCAGAUUUACAUGGACAGAAAAUCAGAGAUCCUGCGGACAAAUUCCCUCAAGAGCCGUGAAUAUAGAAACCCCCAACCGAGCCCCUCACCUCCAGCAGUCACACAGAGCAGCUACUACCCACCUCCAUUGGAAACCAAGGCACCUGUCUCCCCUCCACCUGAGGUCACCUCACUGGAAUUUAACAGCUAUGGAGGGAAAUCUAUAGUGGUCAACCCAUCUGCUUCCUCCAGGAGUGAACCUGCAACCCCUCCAGCAACCGUUGAACCCAAAGUCCUUCCACCUGUGCUGGCUAAUCCCAGUGAGUUCAACAAUUAUGGUGGAAAAACCAAAGUCAUGAUCCCUGUUCCAGCGGGGACCAGGAGCGACCUACCCGACAUCCUCAGCUCCCAUAUAGACAAGAGUCAAACCUUUCCUGCCAAAUCAGAGCUGCUACCCACUGAGCUCAACAGUUAUGGAGGAAAGAGUCUAACCAUCAACCCCUCCACUGGGUUGAAUCGCCCUUCAAAGAGCCCAGCAAGGAAUUUGAAAGCUCCGGCCCCGACCCCAGCCACAAGACCUCCAAGGCACUCUUACCACGGCGCUGUUAGUCCCCAGAAAGCAGCAGAGCGUGCCUUGUCCCCUGAUCACAAGCGGAGAUCUGGCUCCAUGUUUCGUCCCCAAGGCAUCACUGUGCAGUUUUCUGGACGGGGGGCGACGGACGACUCGCGCCGAGAGGCGUUGCGGAAGCUGGGGCUACUGAAAGAGUCUUGAUAAACUCUUUAUUCUUCAGUCUCCACCUGUCGAGCCUGAAUGUCUAGUGUGUACCUGCUGGUGGAGGUGGUAUGCUAGAAGUUUCCCCAGUUAUGUCUAUGAGUGUGAGGUGCGGUCGGAUAGAGACCUACUUUUACAAAGGAAUGAAGCCUGAUCCUCAAUGGUUCGCACAGCCAGUUCUCACCUCCUGUGCACAAAAAACUGACAAACAAGUGUGACAGAGUGCAGCUGCUGCACACACGACACUGUUUCAAUGACAAAGUCUGGACAGAUGAACUGCAAACAGCUUUAUGUUGCCUUUGAUCCAGGACACUUUAUUACCUCUCAAACUGAUGCUUUUAAAAGGAGCAUCCUCUUCAUGUGGGAAUCAAACGUCUCACCUUUGUUUGCCACAAACGAGGCUGAUUGUCAACAGCCAAUUUUUUAAACUCUUCUCCGUUUUCGAAAACAUCUAAAAGAGAAGACCAAAACCAACAGUCUCAAUACUUUCUGACUCCCCUGCCUUGUUUGCGGCCCAGCUGGGGCUCAAAAAGGAGGACAUUUUGCAUUUGUUGGGGACUAUUUACAGCGGUGGAUUAAUACACGUUUGAUACUCUAUCUAGUGUUUCCGGCAGCAGGAUGAUCUAUGUGGGAUUGAGUUAAAAUGAAUUACAACGGGACUAAGAUCAUUUUUGCCUUAAAGUGCUGUUAAGAAGGGGGGCCCAGAUGAAAUUUAUUAAGGAACUGAUUUUUUGGGGAUUUUAUAUUUAUUGUUUUUAUGUGAAAAGCAGGUCAGACAACUGUCCCCAUGCCCCAGACCCUCUCGGGCCCCAGAAGGCCCAGGUACAUGGCAUGGCAGUUAAUUAACCUUAUUAAUUGGGCAUUUCUUUGGUUUUUGGCCCAGGGCCCCCCAGCAGGGUGGUCUGGUCCUGGUAAAAAUGUCUGUUUUUAGCUGCAACAGGAUACUUAUAGCCACAAUUUACAGAAAAUAGCUGCAGUUACAAAAAGGAGAAAAAUAAGAAAUGAGCAGCUAAUUGUGCACAAGAGUAAUUUAGGUAUUUAAGGAAAAAAAGGUUAAAUAAUGGAGCAACCUGCACCAAAAAGUCAGAAAAGGCCUCCCGCAGCGCAUCUCUGUAUCCAGUUAUUUGUUUUAUGGUGUCGCUUUCCUUCUAGCAGCUGUCAGCAGAGUGAAAUUAAUGCUCAUACACAGGCUGUGAACUCUUUGUCAACCCUGUGACAUGUUUGGGUUGUUUAACGACUUUGGGCAUUUUCUGUAGCUUUGUGUGUGUGUGUGUGUGUGUGUGUGCGUGUGCGUGCGUGUGUGUGUUUUCUGUCAGCACUUUCGGACAAAACCAAGUUGAAAUGACUUUUCUCUGGAGAUAUUUUCUUACUUCUGAAAUGAUAAAAACUAUAUUGUACAGAGCAGAAGGUUCGUGAAGAGGCGUGUGUGUGGACAGGAAGUGAAGAACGGAAGAAUAACUGUUCUGGAAACUCGUAUCUCUCCAUUCAUUCCAUUAAAUCUGAUGUCCUGGAGUAACAACGGCGCACGAGUUAAAGCGAAAGGGUUUCUUGAAAGAUGUAAAGCUGAGCUGAGCUGCAGGAUAUUUUUACUCCACGGACAAACCUCCCACACCAAACCACAGACUGUGGAAUGGCUCCGUGGGCAGGACCUUUACUUUUUUACUACGCAGAGGGAAUACUUUAAAACUGCUCUUUAGGGAUGGGCGAGCACAUGGCAUUGUACAAAACACAAGCACUAAAACCACAGAGUCCAGAAAUACAUCCUGGGUUACUUCUGUGUUUUUAUUCCCUUCAGGCUGUCGGUAACUUUGCCGUUUCUGACAUUUGCGAGUGUGUUAUUUAACUGUUGUAGCAGCAUAAGUGUGUAUGUGCGUAUACGUAUGUGCUAUGUGUGUCUUUGUGUAUGUAAGUUUACUGUGUUUUAUCCAGACUCCGGCCUCUGUAGUUCACUUACAGUCACUUUUGAAGUAUACUUUGUUUCACUCAGAAGUACCACGGUACUCGUCCUGCGUGAAUAUUUUUGUGAAUUUUGUUUACAGACUCCGGUUCUCUGUAGUUCAGCUACAGUCAUUUUGAAGUAUCUAAUGGUGCAUACGUACAGUUUAUGACUACAUUCUGUAUAACAGUGCCUUCUUUAUUAGGAAAUGUCUCUGCAAAAUGUCCAGAUCUGCACAGAACAGGGAUAAAACGUGCAUCCAUGUGUGGUAAAUGGGAAUAUUAGCGGCCAUGUGAAAGUUGUAACAGCCUUUCUGACUUGUGAAAUGUCCACAUCGUAUACUGCAGUGUAUAAACUCUGCUCUACUCUAACGUGUCUUUAAUGUUGAUUUUUGUAAAUCAUUAAACAGAAUAAUACAA